UCUGUCCGUGUGAGCUGUGAAAUGGCUGAAGGUGGAGGUUUAUUCGAUCAGGACCAGUUCAGCUGCCCGAUCUGUCUGGAUCUACUGAAGGAUCCGGUGGCUAUUCCCUGUGGACACAGUUUCUGUAUGGGCUGUAUUAAGCGCUACUGGGAUCAGGAUGAUCAUACUGGUGUUUACAGCUGUCCCCAGUGCAGACAGACCUUUGCCCCAAGGCCUGUUCUGGGCAGAAACACCAUGCUGGCUGGAGUGGUGGAGAAACUGAAGAAGACAGGACUCCAAGCUGCUCCUCCUGCUCACUGUUUCGCUGGACCUGGAGAUGUAGCGUGUGAUUUCUGCACUGGGAAAAAGCACAAAGCUGUCAAGUCCUGUCUGGUGUGUCUGGCCUCUUACUGUGAAACUCACCUCCAGCCUCACUAUGAAUCUCCGGCCUUUAAGAAGCACAAACUGGUCAAAGCCACCGGAAACCUGCAGGAGAAGAUCUGCUCUCAUCAUGACAAACUGCUGGAGAUUUACUGUCGUACUGAUCAGCAGGGUAUCUGUUAUCUGUGUACAUUGGAUGAACACAGAGGCCAUGAUACAGUCUCAGCUGCGGCAGAAAGGACUGAGAAAGAGAAGCAGCUGGGGGCAACACAGAGUAACUUCCAGCAGAGAAUCCAGGAGAGAGAGAAGAAGCUGCAGGAUCUGAGACAGGCUAUGCAGUCACUCGAGCGCUCUGCACAGGCAGCAGUGGAGGACAGCGAGAGGAUCUUUACUGAGCUGAUCCGCUCCAUUGAGAGAAGGCGCUCUGAGGUGAGAGAGUUGAUCAGAGAUCAGAAGGCUGAAGUGAGUCGGGCUGAAGGACUCCUGGAGCGACUGGAGCAGGAGAUUGCUGAGCUGAGGAGGAGAGAUGCUGAGCUGGAGCAGCUUUCGCACACAGAGGAUCACAUCCAUUUCCUCCAGACCUGUCAAUCUCUCUGUGUUCCUCCUGGACCUGAAGACUUACCCAGCAUCACUGUCAGUCCACACAUCUCUUUUGAGGCUGUGAGGAAAUCUGUCUCUGGACUGAAAGAGCAACUGGAGGACAUUUUCAAGAUGGAGUUCGUCAAAUUUUCUGGAAGAGAUUGGUGGACAAACCCAGCCCCAGAAAUUGUGCUUACUAACUGCAAACAACACACUGUGGAAGAAGCCCAUAUCGUAGAGUCCAGGACCAGAGAGAACUUCUUAGAAUAUUCCUGUCAUCUUACACUUGACCCCAACACAGUGAAUCAACACCUCCGUCUGUCUGAGGGGAACAGAGAGGUGACCCGUGUGGAAGAGAUCCAGUCAUAUCCUGGUCAUCAAGAGAGAUUUGAGGACUUGUUCCAAGUGCUGUGCAGAGAGGGUCUGUCUGGACGCUGUUACUGGGAGGCUGAGUGGAGUGGGGAUCAUUGGGUUUCUAUAGCAGUCUCAUAUAAAGAGAUCAGCAGGAAAGGGCGGGAUGUUGACUGUGCCCUGGGAGGUAAUGAGAAGUCCUGGAGUUUGAACAGCUGUCCUUCCAGUUAUUCUUUCUGGCACAAUAAUGAGAGAACAAAAAUCCCUGUUCCCCCCUCCUCCAGAAUAGGAGUGUACCUGGAUCACAAGGCAGGAACUCUGUCUUUCUACAGCGUCUCUGACACAAUGACCCUCCUGCACAGAGUCCAGACCACAUUCACUCAGCCCCUCUAUCCUGGGUUUUGGGUUUAUACUUCUGGAUCUUCUGUAAAACUCUGUGAUCUGGGAUGAGGCAGCGAGUGCAGGGAAGAUCAGCUGUAAUUAAAAAGAGAGAGAAAAACACUCAAAUGCAACAUAAAGUUCAAUUAAAUGAAAUAUUGAACUUUAAAAGAUUAACUGGUUGAAAUAAAAAUGGAAUCCAGACCACAUUCACUCAGCCCAUCUGUUCUAGGGUGUGCUUGCACUCUCAUCACGUUUACGGUGACUAUCUUAUUUUAGUUUGCUGUCACGGCCAAGAUUCAGUUCAAGGUGUUUUAUAAUUCUGUCUGCUGCUUCUUUUUGUAUUGAUUAUGUAAUGAUGCUGGGAAAUUGGGCAUUGAUUAAUAAAAAUAAUAAAAUUAAUAAAAAUGAU
Messenger RNA from Anguilla anguilla (European eel), 2080 nucleotides. RefSeq names its product E3 ubiquitin/ISG15 ligase TRIM25-like. The record is from RefSeq and is a predicted model, not a curated record. Gene Ontology annotation, molecular function: protein binding; zinc ion binding. Lineage: Eukaryota; Metazoa; Chordata; Actinopteri; Anguilliformes; Anguillidae. The transcript has 7 exons. Bases 22 to 1740 code for a protein of 572 amino acids.